GCUGUUCAGACCUGACCGGCACGCGCUGCUCAGAGGUCUGCUGGAACAACAUGUGGAGCUCCUGAAGACAUCAAAGUUGUGAGUUUUGAAGCUUCCAGCAUGGUAAAGGUCCGGAUGAAUCAGCUUGUGGGAGACCAGAGAGGCCCGCUCAUGUCCCCGCUGCAGCUCUCCGUCUACUGGCGCCUCGCUCUAAUCUUCUUCUUCACGGCUUUCCUCUUUUUUCUGGACAUUUUCACCACCGCCGUGGUCGCCGAGACAUGUCGCCAUGGCAAUGAUACUGGCACGUUUGCUUUGUGGCUUGAAAAGUUGGCACCGAACAAGGAGGAAAACCAAUCAGCGCUCAGCAGGGUUUUAAAGGACGACGCCGAUUGGAGGACAGAGAGCGGGACCCGAGACUCAGUGUGUGGUUGGACAGACUGGUUGUCUUAUGGUCAGAUGCUCUUCAUGACUGGUCUGCUGCUGGGAUCUCUGUUCGGAGGAGCCAUAUCUGACCGGUACGGAAAGCGUCCGGUACUGCUGAUUUCCAUGUGCGUGCACGCUGUGUGUGGCCUGGUUCCUGCUGUCUUUCCUCAGCCACUCCUCUUCCUUAUUCUUCGCUGCCUGACUGGAAUCUGCUGCUGCUGCAUCAACAUCUGCGCCUUCAGUUUAGCAGUGGAGUGGACUCCCCCUGAUUCUCGGCUGUGGCCACCGGCUUUCCUGCCAUUCUGCUUCAGCCUGGGGACAAUGGGUGGAGCUCCUUUGGCCUGGCUCAACCCUACCUGGACACGUCUGCACCUGUCACUGGCUCUGCCUCAGAUCAUUUGUCUGCCACUCUACCUUUCAAUCCCAGAGUCUCCCCGAUGGCUGUUGUUAAAGAAGAGGACAGAUAUCCUGGACCGUUACCGGAGCAAUAGCCCUGCAGAUAACCAGCGUUUGGACCUGUUGUUGGACUCCGCCUGGUCAGACUUGCAGAAAGCCACCGAAGCUCAGAGGGAAGACCCUGUGACUGGAGAUCAUGCCUCCAGUGACAUAAUCCACUUGAGGCACCCAACUGUCCUGAUGCGAUUGUUUGUCAUGAGCUGUGUGAGUGCGGCUUCAGCUUUGACAUACUACGGAAUUUGUUUGAACAUCGGCUCAUUUGGUGUUGGCGUUUACUCCGCCCAGUUCUUUUCCGGGCUAUCAGAAGCUCCCUGCUUGCUCGUCCCAUUGGUUCGUCUGGGACGCCGGCCGAUGAGCAUGCUCGCUCUGUUCCUCAGUGGAGCUGCCUGCUUCGUGUCGUUACUCCUGUCCAGGUACAAUGGUAUGCCGAUGCUGGUUAUGAGUCUGGCUCUGUUGGGGAAACUCUGCAUCCUGGCUGCCAUCUUUGUCUCCACUCUGUACAGCAUUGAACUGUUCCCCACUGUGGUCAGGCAACGCUGUUUAUCACUGGUCAACCUGUCUUUCCGGCUCGGUUGUCUGGUCAACACCCUCGUCCCCGCCAACCCUGACGGAGCAAUCUCCUUGGCUGCUAUGGUUAUCUACAGCAGUGGACCAAUCAUAUGCUGUGGACUGUGCCUGCUGCUGCCGGAAACCAGUGGUGUCCCACUUCCUGACUCUGUGGCGGACUGCAACAGGCAGCUACAGCCCCACCGACCCGCCAUGGAUGCGCUCUGGAGGACAGAGACACUGGUGAGCAGCCAAACCAGCAAAGUGGAAACGUUCCCUGUGGAGAAAGACAGCACGAUUUCAGCACUGCUGAUAUGAACGCAGCCGACAGCUUUCAGUUACUGCUUUGAUAUUAAUUAGACCAAAAACAAACAUGAGUUCAUGUUAGAGAAACUUCAUACCAGCUGGCAGGAUGAAAUAAUUCCCUCUUAGAGGAUGUUGGAGGAUUUCCAAGACUUGAAAGGAGGUGUGUUUUAUUCUUAUGCUGUUUUUUUUCUAUUUGU
This is a messenger RNA of Pelmatolapia mariae (spotted tilapia), 1907 nucleotides long. The transcript is spliced from 10 exons. Gene Ontology annotation, biological process: transmembrane transport. Gene Ontology annotation, molecular function: transmembrane transporter activity. The record is from RefSeq and is a predicted model, not a curated record. NCBI's taxonomy places the organism in Eukaryota, Metazoa, Chordata, Actinopteri, Cichliformes, Cichlidae. The coding region runs from base 100 to 1722 and encodes 540 amino acids.